AUGAAACUCUUCUCAACUUCUACUCGACGUAGUAACAGUAUUACCAGCAACAUGAGCUCCAUAGUUCCAUACAAAGAUCAGCAGCUUUCCCAACAUGACUUUGCAGUGUUUCAGCAAAAAUUUCAGUUCAUUCGUGACGAUGACGACGAUGCUGAGAAGGGUCAGACGGACUGGCAGAUUCGCAUGAGUGUACGCUAUUAUCGACAACUGUUCCGGGAAUACGCACUUGCUGAUCUAUCUAGGUAUAAAGAGGGCAAGAUUGGUCUUCGUUGGCGUACGGAGAUGGAAGUCGUAGCUGGAAAAGGACAGUUUUCAUGUGGGAAUAAACAUUGUGACGAACGGACUGGACUGCAUAGUUACGAGCUAUUAUUCGCAUAUGUGGAGCUUGGAGAGAGGAAACGGUGUUUGGUCAAGGUGCGUGCGUGCAGUAAUUGUGCUGAGAAGCUGUUUUAUAGAAAACUGGAAGAGAUGAGGAGGAAAAAGGAAGUGGAAAGAAGAGAGCGGAAACGACGGCAAGUGGAAAAAGGGGUAUCGGAUACAAGAAAGGAGAAACGACGUCGACACUCGAUGUCACAUUGUGACCUGUAUGACUGUGGUGAGACCGCUGACGGGCUUGAUGAUGUUAAUGAGCGGAAAGAGAGAGUAAGUGACGAACUUGAUGCAGAAUGUGAUAAGGAGAUUCACGAGCUGUGCACGAAGAUCAAUGCCGAGCAAAAUGCGUCUUAUUCGCGAGACUUGGACGAGCCGAAGAACGAGUUUGAGGAGCUGCUACCUUAA
Molecule: messenger RNA, 777 nt
Organism: Peronospora farinosa
Lineage: Eukaryota; Oomycota; Peronosporomycetes; Peronosporales; Peronosporaceae
Source: the annotation of a GenBank genome assembly